AUGGCCCUCAAGGCUCAGCACCAGGGGGUGACGCAGUGUGUGCCCCAGCACCAGGGGGUGACGCAGUGUGUGCCCCAGCACCAGGGGGUGACGCAGUGUGUGCCCCAGCACCAGGGGGUGACCCAGUGUGUGCCCCAGCAGCAGCGGGUGCCCCCGCCGUGCCCGCCCAUCGCCGUGUCCCCGCAGCAGAGCGUGGCCCAGGCGGUGCCACCGUCCCAGCGUGUCCUGCAGCAGCCUCGGUGUGUGACCACCUGCGUGCCCACGGGCGUGGCGGGCGUGUGCCAGCCCCAGGGCGUGACCCAGUGCGUGCCCCAGCAGCAGCAGCGCCCGCCCGCCGCCGUCCCCCCACAGCAGAGGUGCGUGACCACCUGUGUCCCUCGGCCAUCCCGCACCACCAAGGGGGUCCCCCAGCACCAGAGUGCCACCAGGUGUGUCCCCCAGCAGUGUGUGACCACCCUGUGCCCCCGGCAGGGCGUGCCCAGGUGUGUCACCACCUGUGUCCCCCAGCAGCGAGCGGCCAAGGGGGGCUCGUACCCGUACCUGACUUGCCAGGGACCCCGGCGGGGUGGCACCUCCUACAUACCCCAGCAGAUCUGUGUCCCCCAGCAGGGUGUCACCUCCUACAUCCCCCAGCAGACCUCCUGUGCCCCCCAGCAGAGUGUCAUCUCCUCUGUCCCCCAGCAAUGGGCCUCCAGGUGUGUGACCAAGUGUGUCCCCCAGCAGAGUGCCACCGACUGUGCCUCCAUUUGUGUCCCCCAGCAGCAGGGUGAGACAGUUUGUGUCCCUCAGCAGCAACGUGCCACCAGGUAUGUCCCUCAGCAAAGUGCCACCCAGUGUGUCCCUCAGCAGAGUGGGACCAAAUGUGUCCCUCAGCCAUGUGCCACCAAGUGUGUCCCUCAGCAAAGUGCCACCAAGUGUGUCUGUUAUCAGAGUGUGACCAAGUGUGUCCCUCAGCAGCAAAGAUGUGCCACCAAGUGUGUCCCUCAGCAAAGUGCCACCAAGUGUGUCCCUCACCAGAGUGGGACCAAAUGUGCCCCUCAGCCAUGUGCCACCAAAUGUGUCCCUCAGCAAAGUGCCAGUCAGUGUGUCCCUUACCAGAGUGUGACCAAGUGUGUCCCUCAGCAGCAAAGAUAUGCCACCAAGUGUGUCCCUCAGCAGAGUGUGACCAAAUGUGUCCCUCAGCCAUGUGCCACCAAGUGUGUCUGUUAUCAGAGUCAAAGUGCCACCCAAUGUGUCCCUCAGCAAAGUGCCACCCAGGGUGUCCCUCAGCAGCAUUGUCAGUCAGGUGGGGUGAAAAUUUCCAGUCACUUAAAAAAGUACAUCUCAGCCCCCAAAUGGCCCUGGUGA
Molecule: messenger RNA, 1347 nt
Organism: Lepidothrix coronata (blue-crowned manakin)
Lineage: Eukaryota; Metazoa; Chordata; Aves; Passeriformes; Pipridae
Product: keratin-associated protein 10-7-like
Exons: 3
Coding region: 1-1347 (448 amino acids)
Source: RefSeq, a predicted model, not a curated record